Messenger RNA from Penicillium oxalicum, 1716 nucleotides. RefSeq names its product hexokinase family protein. Bases 1 to 1716 code for a protein of 571 amino acids. Gene Ontology annotation, biological process: glucose 6-phosphate metabolic process; glycolytic process; intracellular glucose homeostasis. The transcript is spliced from 2 exons. Gene Ontology annotation, cellular component: cytosol; mitochondrion. Lineage: Eukaryota; Fungi; Ascomycota; Eurotiomycetes; Eurotiales; Aspergillaceae. The record is from RefSeq and is a predicted model, not a curated record. Gene Ontology annotation, molecular function: D-glucose binding; mannokinase activity; glucokinase activity.
AUGGCCAGAUCAAAGGCCACGAUACAAGACUUCUUGUCGCCGCUCAAGAUCGGUCAUGAGCGACUCUAUCAUCUGGCCUGUCGAUUAUCCUCGACGUACCGUAAAUUGGCCGCGACGUCUUCAGAUCAGUUCUUCCCCACCGCGACCACACGUUUACCGACGGGACUGGAAAAGGGCCGCUACUUGGCCGUCUACCUGGGGCUGUACUAUCUCCGGGUGGCCUUUAUUGAAUUAUUGGGCGAAGAGCAGAUAGGCAAGCAUUCGCAUGUGCGACGGACAUUAGAAAAGGCAUGGCCGAUCGAGGAUCGACUCCGACGGGACCAUCCCAGCUCGUUAUUUGCGUGGAUUGGAGAUUGCAUUGCAGAAGUGAUUCAUGAUGAUUUGUCUAAUUCAAAGGGAGAUACACCUUCCGAGAUCGAGAUGGGUAUCUCGUUUUGUUUUCCAAUCAAGCAAAACUCCGUCAACGAGGCAAUCUUGAUGCCGACUGGCAAGGGCUUCACACUGGGGACUUGUCUGAAUUUGCAUCAAGCCCUUCUCGACGGGUAUGAAUGCCACACGCGGUGCUCUGCAAGGAAAGACAUGACGGCCGAGGAGAUGCCCGCCAAACGCCGAAAGAAAUCCUGUCUACCCAAGCUCAAAAUCACGGUCAUGACUAACGAUACUAUUUCCACUCUCGCAUCGCUGGCGUACUCGAUUCGAGCGCUGCCCAAUACCCGCGUGGUCAUGGGCUUGCUCGUUGGCGCCGGUUGCAAUUCCGCCGUACCGAUGAAGCUUGCCGAUUUGCACGAGUCCAAGAUCCGUCAUAUUCGACAGAAGGAUCCCGAUGCCGUGGACUCGGUCGUUUCGACAGAGUGGACUCUGAGAGGUGCAACGGGUCCCCUGAUCGAGCUUGGCCUCGUCACCAAGUGGGAUACCGAGCUGGACACGCAUGUCAAUCGGCCGGGAUUCCAACCAUUAGAGUAUAUGGUGGGAGGCCGCUACAUUGGUGAACUGGUCCGGAUCAUCUGCAGUGACUGGUUCACCGUGGUCAAAGCCAUACCGCGGUCAUCCUUGCCCGUGAAACUAGUGACAAAAUAUGCGCUUACGACAGAUUUCCUGUCAUUGGUGGUGGCGUCCAGCCAUUCGGAUUCCCAGUUGGCCAAGGACUUGCAGCAAGAAGUGCCAGCCCCAGCGUCCAGUGACUGGGGAUGGACAGCCGAGUCCGCGGGUCAAUUACGUGCCACGGCAGCCGCGGUGCAGGAGCGCUCUGCUGCCUUGAUUGCCGCUGCGACGGUGGGGUUGCUGGCGUGUAUCCGGGAGAUUCGACUCCAGGACCAGGACGAAGUGGAACAUGCUGAGGAUGCACAUCCCCAUCCCGAGCAAGGUGAGCAAUUCAGGGCGCACGAUCUUCAAAAUGGUGGAUUCUCUGGGCCAGGCUGGCUCAAGGGGCCCGAGGAAUUGGUGGUGGCCGUCAACGGAGGAGUCAUCCAGCAUUAUCCGCACUACAAGGAGACGGUGCAACGACACAUUGACCGGCUCUUGAUCAGCGCUGGGCCCCAAAGCGACGGGAAGAGUAUCUUCCUGCGGGAAGCCAGUGAUGGCGGACUCGUCGGCGUGGGGGUCCUUGCUGGCACCGUGGCUGGUGACUUUGAUGGGAUUAUUGGAUCGACAUUUGCAAAAGAAACGAGAGUCGAUAUGGAAGUGACGGGCAAUGGGAACAAGAACGGGGAUUGGUGA